Molecule: messenger RNA, 22399 nt
Organism: Caenorhabditis auriculariae
Lineage: Eukaryota; Metazoa; Nematoda; Chromadorea; Rhabditida; Rhabditidae
Source: the annotation of a GenBank genome assembly
AUGUCAGAACUGGUACGGCCAAAAAAGCCGCCAAAAGUGGCAAAAGCAGCGGAGACAGCGUUUACACAUAACGAUGAGUCAUCUACAAGGCCUACAGUUGUCCAAGGAUUCCGCUUCCCUGAUGUUCCAGCUCAUCAUCCUUCGAAAAUUGUACGCCCAGAGCCCUCCGCAUCCCCAGAACCUGAAGAGCAGUAAGUACUGAUAUGGCUGCUCUCCAUUGGUGGGAUUUCAGAGUUCUGAGUGAUGUCGAGGAGGAAAAUCCCUCAUCAAGUGACCGAAUGUUGCCAAGAAGAGCAGCCCCGUUGCCUCCGAGUGUAGUGCGAACGCCACCGCCGUUGCCUCCGAGAAAUUUGAUUUUUCCUCGUUCGAAAAGUGUCCAAUCGGCCGAGGCAUCUGUCGAAGCAGCAUCGUAAAUUUUUGUAAUGAGAGGAAAUGUUUUAUUAUAUGUUUUCAGAAUUGAGCCGUCGUCUUCAAAUGUCGCGAGGUAUCCAACGGUUCCAGAAUUGGCUGAGCUUCCCGCUUACUCUGCUGUCGUCGAACCACCGCCGCCUUACAGUUUUCGCGAGGCUGGAUUGGCUCAUUCGCAGUCUGUGAAUGCUAUUCCGGUGUGUGCUCACUUUAUUUUCCGAAAAGUCGAUACGCAGGACUCCUGAGACCCUCAGCAAUUCAUUCUCGUUGGAAUGUCUACUUUCACGAAAUGAAAACCUUGCAGCAAAAAAUACGGAGCGGGGUUGCGCUGGCCGAAGCGCCUUCUCUCUAUCCAGCCAUCGAGGACCUCGUCUUCGAACGCGAUCGCCACGGCCUCCUCACGGAAGCCGAACUUCUGCACUUUUAUCACAAUCCGCUCUACGAAGCCGCCGAUCAAUUUGUCGAUAACUUUGUCGAGGUGAUUAUUUUCAAUUUCCGAAAUUUCUUGCACUCUCACAUGAAUGUGAAAUUUAGAAAAUCAUACAAAUUUCUUCAAAAGAACGUGUCGCGAAAAUCGCGACGUUGUUUUAAAAAAAACUUAAUAAUCGUCACUUAUAAGGUAAAAUUGGAACUCUCAGCUUCGAUUUAAUGCGUUUUUUUUACAAAAUCCAAAAUAACUAAGACUUGUAACAGAAGAAAUGUGAAAAUUGUAAGAGUAUCAAAAGGUGAGAAGUUUGUUUUUUUUUAUUUUUUGCAAGUGAGAGAACAUAUUCUCUGCUUAAACAGCUUUUGCGCUAUUUCUCGGGAUUUCCUAUUUUUAUUUUUAAGGCUCAAGAGCUUCCUAACGAAAGUGGUCCACUUUUCAAGCUUCUGAAAAGGCUGAAAGCCCUUUGUGAACAGAUGGUUAUCAGUCAGGUUUCAAAUUUAUUUCAGUAACACAUAAUCUGGAUUCAUUCAGAUCAACGAAAAAGAGAAUACGGAGGCUCUGCAGGUUUGUCUACGAGAAUGCUGGCAGAUCCAGCAACAGUUCGUAGACACUCGGGUUAGUUAGCGAGAAGAAGCUUUAACACACGUUCUCUGAGAUUUUCGAAAAUACGUUAGUACAAUAAUUUUCAAGUUUGUUUUUUCGAGCUGAAGUUCAUGUCACAUAUACUAUGCGACCUUCUUAACACAUGACACCCGGUUUUGACAGGCUCCGCCCACUUUCAGGGUUAUGGUGGAGAAAAUACCGUAAAAAGCUAACUUUUUUCCUGGUCGAGCAAAUCGGUUCAAACCAACUGUAACGCAAAGAGCACGUCAUUUUGAACAUUUUUCAUGUUGGAAACUACUCUGGAAAAAAUUUUCUUCUUGUGGAAAAAAAUCGCUGAAAGUUGAAAAAUGACGAUUUCCGCAGUUUUUGAGCUCUACUAAAACGGGGACCCCCGAUGGCCUUGAUUUUUAUUUUCUCAAUCGAUGUAUUGAGGUCUUGUGUGUUCGAAAAAAAUAUCCCUAUAUUCAAGUUUUAAGUGUCGUAGUACAUCACCAUCUCAAAGAACGCGUCCAACUUGAAAUUGGCCAAAACUUCAAAAAAAUCCAUAACUUUUUUUGAGAGUUUGAUUUCAGUUGAGUUUUUUUGUUCUUGAUGUACUACAACUAACUUGUUUUCAACUCAGGACAGUAAAAAGUGGAAAAACGAGAACUUGAAAAAUUUUAAUUUUCAAGUUUUUCGAUUUUUUUGGACUUUUUUUGUUUUUUUCCCCCCAGCUUUUUCCGUUUUUAAGCUCUGCUGAGGAGAGGACCCUAGAAGGCCUGGAAUUUUUAUUUGAUAAAAUGAAUAAUCAGGUCUUGCUUAGUUCAGAAAAAAUAUUCCCGUCUUCAAGUUUUAAGUGUUGCAGUUGACCACCGAAGCGCCGAAGCUGGCGACCUCAAAAUCGAGUAAAAAUGAAAAAAUUAAUAAACUCAGUUUUUUCACUUGAAAGUGAAAGGUAUCCUUCCCAAAAACUUUUCUUGAGUACAUCUCAUUGAAAAAAUGCAUUUUGCCUGUGAAAAAAUGACAUUUUUUCGUUUUUUCCAAAAUUUUUCCACUUCAAGGUACAUUUUCCGGCCUGAGAAAUUUCAGUGUCCGUUUUUCUGAGCGAAACUUUUUUCAUGUGUCUUCUGGACCUUGCAUAUACCUGAAAGUAAAAAAAUUGCCUCAAAAUUCCUUUGAAACUCGGAGAAAAAAGAAAGAAUUCGCUCAGAAUCAACCUUUUGCCAGAAGAAAGUAUCAAAAAAGAUCUUGAAAAAGUCCAGAAAUACGAGAUUCUGAGCGAAUUCUUUCUUUUUUCUCCGAGUUUCAAAGGAAUUUUGAGGCAAUUUUUUUACUUUCAGGUAUAUGCAAGGUCCAGAAGACACAUGAAAAAAAGUUUCGCUCAGAAAAAAACGGACACUGAAAUUUCUCAGGCCGGAAAAUGUACCUUGAAGUGGAAAAAUUUUUGGAAAAAAACGAAAAAAAUGUCAUUUUUUUCACAGGCAAAAAUGCAUUUUUUUCAAUGAGAUGUACUCAAGAAAAGUUUUGGGAAGGAUACCUUUCACUUUCAAGUGAAAAAAACUGAGUUUAUUAAUUUUUUUCAUUUUUUUACUCGAUUUUGAGGUCGCCAGCUUCGGCGCUUCGGUGGUCAACUGCAACACUUAAAAACUUGAAGACGGGAAUAUUUUUUUUCUGAACUAAGCAAGACCUGAUUAUUCAUUUUAUCAAAUAAAAUUCCAGGCCUUCUAGGGUCCUCUCCUCAGCAGAGCUUAAAAACGGAAAAGCUGGGGGAAAAACAAAAAAGUCCAAAAAUCGAAAACUUGAAAAUUAAAAUUUUCCAAGUUUUCGUUUUCCACUUUUUACUGUCCUGAGUUGAAAACAAGUUAGUUGUAGUACAUCAAGAACAAAAACUCAACUGAAAUCAAACUCUCAAAAAAGUUAUGGAUUUUUGAAGUUUUGGCCAAUUUCAAGUUGGACGCGUUCUUUGAGAUGGUGAUGUACUACGACACUUAAAACUUGAAUAUAGGGAUAUUUUUUUCGAACACACAAGACCUCAAUACAUCGAUUGAGAAAAUAAAAAUCAAGGCCAUCGGGGGUCCCCGUUUUAGUAGAGCUCAAAAACUGCGGAAAUCGUCAUUUUUCAACUUUCAGCGAUUUUUUUCCACAAGAAGAAAAUUUUUUCCAGAGUAGUUUCCAACAUGAAAAAUGUUCAAAAUGACGUGCUCUUUGCGUUACAGUUGGUUUGAACCGAUUUGCUCGACCAGGAAAAAAGUUAGCUUUUUACGGUAUUUUCUCCACCAUAACCCUGAAAGUGGGCGGAGCUUGUCGAAACCGGGUGUCAUGUGCUAAGAAGGUUAUGUAGUAUCUCUGAUAGCAAAACGAGCUCUGAGGAACCAACUUGAAAUUCUUGUACCAAGACAUUUCUCAGUUCAUCGAUUUUCUCGGAGAACGUGUGUUAAAUAGUUUUGAAAAAAUGCCAAAAAUUGUUCUUAAUCAUGUGUUUGGUAGGGCAAGUGCCUCGAGAACAACGACGGCUCAGGCCGCGGCGGCUAUCAGAGCACUGUUGCACAGCGGGAACGGAUCGAAGAACUGCGGAAGCUACUGACGGCCAACCGGAGCAACCUGCUGGACCACAUGCUCUGCGAGGAGUCUAUGUUCCGUUCGAUCGCCCUCCAAGUGGGUUGGUCGUUUCUCGGGCUGCAACUCAGCUUCUGUAGGUUCAAUGGGAGGUGAUCGUCAUCAACAACCAGUUCAUGUCCCACAACCACCUCAACGUCCAGAGCGCCCCUUGUCGUCAGUUUAUCAUCUUUUUUUUUUUUAAUUUGUCCAAGCGCAUCGACCGGAGUCAGAAGUUUAUAUCUCGCUCAAAAAGAAAAAUAUCUUUUUCUAAUAAUUCUCUCGUCACUUUUCUUUCACCUCCUUUUUAUUAAUUGAGAAAAAUACUUAAAAGGUAAUGGAAGGAAGCUUUUUUUUUCUUUUUACGAUGGUAAAUUUUAUAAAAAUGCAUUUAUAUGUGUAAAAGUUAUUUAAGUGGUGGAGACGUCGGCGAAGUCGCCGAUGCACACGACUCUCCGAAACGCUCUUUCCGAUUUGUUCUACUUCCUCCGUUUCCCUCGAAUGCCCAAGAGAUUUAGCGAAACCCUCAUCCAGUGGGCUUCGGAGCUGGUUUGUUUCUUCUGAUACAAUGUCGAAUCAUCUGAAUUCUCUCAGGUGUCCGUUCUGAACAUGCGUCAGUCCUGCGAAGACGGAAUUUUCCUUCUUUCGCAUUUGCUGCGACUUCCCUCUCCGCAUGGGGAAUGGUCCGCCCCCUUGGUCCAAACUUUUGUUCAGGUCCGUUUCCUAUGGCUUCACAUCAGAAGGAUUAACAAAACCUCAUUAUUUGAAGUAGAAAUAUUCAAAAAACGUUUUUGAACUAUCCAGUAAUUUUGCUUCAAAACCAAAUUUUUGAAAAAUUGAGAAGGUUAAAUUUCGCUUUGAAAAUUUUUCCUUUCUUUUUUGUUCGAAUUUUCCGUUCUGUAUUUAUCCGAGAAAAAAAUUUUUAAAUUUCACACAGAUUUGCUCUAACGGUAGUAAAAUAGGUUUGAAGGGGAAGUAUGUUCCGGGAAGCUCUUUUUGUUACAAAAAGUUAUCGCGCGGCAAAUCUAUAAAAAAAUAUACAGUAAAGAUUAACCGAAACAAGCUUGACGGAGUUUGAAAGAAAAAAGCUAUUUUGUAUCGUUUAGUCGCCCACGCCAGCAAAAAUGAAGGUCGACUACUGUCUCGCACUUUUAUCCCACAUGCUCAUUCCUAUCAAGUUCGUUUCCACUCUUUUUCUUCAAUAUCACGCAUUUUUCUGAAGAGGGCGCGAGAAGUUCUUGCGACACGUGGCACAGUCAGAGAAAGACGAAUCUUCUUGGGCGAUUCUGGGAAAUGAUGACGUCGACGAGCAAGUUAUUCUUACGAAUUUUCUGUAAUUUCAUAUCAACUUUUGAGGAAGAGUUUUCUUUUGUAACGCUGAACGAGACGGAUUUGACGACUUUGUUCGACCAGAUUCCCAUUUCGGAACUUUAUUCUAUCGCUUACCUCCACGUCUCUUCCUCGUGUGAGUGAAAGUAUCGUUUAUCAAGUAUCUUUCUCAGCCUCGGACAAAGCUUCGCAAUUCGUCUCGUUGGUCGCUUUCCAGUUGCUCCUAAUGAAGGUUUUUUUCUUUAUAUUCAUCUAGGAAAACGAAAUUUGCUCCGAAACUCGAGAGAAUUACCCCAAAACCAAAAGUUGAGACGGUUUCGAAGCAACUUUCAGGCCCCGAUGAACACUCUUUCGCAUUUCAAAACAUUUUCCGUUUCUCUAAAAUACGUCAUCGAAAUGUUUAACAUAACGUUUUUAUUUUUGGUUGAAUAAUGUUAAAAUUUUGAGUUAUUUUUCUCGUUGAUCGAGUGCCCCACUCAAAAUAUUUCAGAUUUUUUUUGGUUGGUAAAAGCCGUUUCAUAGAUAGAAAUUGAAAAAUAAAAGGAAAGUCAUUAAAGUUUAUUUUUUUAUCUCACACGUGUAAGGGAAAAACACCUUCGAAAGCGAAAUAAGCGAGAUUCAUGUUUUGGGGAGUUCAUAUUUCCUUUCCUUUUUAGAUCCUCGACAAUGGUCUCACUACAUAUGCCCGUCCAGGCUACAAGAUGUUUUGCAAGCAGAUCGGAAACAGUCUCCGGUCAGUUCAAAUUAGUGGCUUUGACUUUUUUAUCCGAUCUCUGAGGUCGUGUGCAUGAGCGUUCGCUUUGCGUGAACUUGAUGACGUGAAAAAAAAAUUGAAAACAUGAAAACUUGCAAUUUUUCAAGCGUUUGCAGAUAUUUCAGCCUGAAACUGAAAAAAGAGUAAAAAAAAAUUUUUUUUUGAAACUUUAGAGAUAGCUAUGCAAUUUGAGACAUUUUUCAGUAUAUCAAAGACUGUUUGAGAAGAUUUUUAUAAAAAAAAAGUAAUUUUAUGUGAUAAAUUGGAUUUUUCCAUUUCAAUUUUUUUUUUUGCUUUGUCCAGUAGAAAUUUUUUCUGAUUUAAAAAAUGUUUUAAUUUCUUUGGAUUUACCACUUUUUUCUUUUGUGAUCUUUGCAAAUAUUCCAGAGUUGACUUAAAUUUUUUGAUAGAAAAUUAUUUUACUCACUUUAUCAACAGACAAAGUGUGCGGGAGAUAUGCGUUCACUGGCAGCUGGCCAAGAACAUGUUGAGACCGUCGGAAGCGGAUCAACUGCAGAAGGAAGUAGACCGAGUCGUGCUUCUGGCCCUCAACUAUUUGGUGAACCGAGACAGGUCUCUACUUCCUCUGUUUGAAUGAGUGCAUUCUCUGAACUCCUUUUCAAAUAGUCAACGACCUCGUUUUGUAGUGGCGGACUGUGGCAGUUCAUCGUCGAUCUGCCCUACGACAGCGUCUCGGAGGAGUGUCGCAACAGGUGCGAAAUGGUGCUCAGGUCGACCAAGAAGCUCACGAUUCACGAGAUCUACGAAACUCCUCUUUCCGAAGUCGUCUCUGCCUGUAAAGCAAGUUUGCGGAACUCGAGAAACUCUCUUGAGAAAACCGAUUAAGUGAGACUGAAGGCGCGCGCCGACGUCCUCGGACCGCAGGACGCCGUCUUUUUGGUCAAUUCCCUCGCUGCGAUAGCGGCCACUUCGGUCGCAGACAUGACGUCUUUCCUGAAGGAAAUCAUCGAUGUGACUCCGCACCUUCUUCUUUUAUUGUUUUCCUCCUUCAGGUGUGCUUCUGCGAGGACUCUUCUAGGGAGGUCCUCUACAAAGUCGGAGGCGAGGCGAUCGGCCAACUCUUGGCGCGUCGUCCGUCUGCUCUCGACCAGCUGUUGUCCAUAAUCGAUAGAAAUCUUCAACAUAUGGAUAACGUAUGUGAAUUCUUUAAACAAAUAAACUUUAUAAAAAUCGAAAAGAAAUAUAAUUUACAUGUACUUUUGCUCACAAUUGAAAAAACAUUUUAAAAAAACUCAAAAGAAAAGUCGUUUUUCUGUUUUGUUUUAUGUGGAAUUUUAUGAAAAUUUUUGAAAAGGAAAACUCAUCACGGUCGAAAAAAGAGAAAACCAAAAUCUUUUUUGUUUAAAGGCAUAGGGGCAGUAAAAAACGGUGUUUCAGUUCAAAGCAGUAUUUUGUAGAGCUUUUCAUUGCUAAUCGAACGGUGAACUUGGAAAUGUACCAAACUUCCUAGUUUUGGAGAAAAAAUAAUUCAAAGUCGGAGAAAGGAAAGCUUGAGUCCCCGCGAAAAGGGCGCUUUGCAGUAAAGUUGCUCUAUGGACAACAGGCUUCGCCAUCUUCCGGAUUUUCGCUUUUUUCUUCGUUUCUUUCAAUUUUCAAUUUUUUCUGUUGUCACCAAAGUUCUUUUCGUCACAAAAGCUUUCUAUUCAUGUAUAAUUUGCAAACUUUGAUCGCAAAAAAGCUUUUCUGGUGAAAAAUGAUGAUUUUACACAUGUUUCGAUUGGGAUAGCGAUUAUUUGUGUUUUCUUUGUUAUCGGUGUGUGUUUUUUGUGUUGUUAGUCAAUUUUUCAGAGUUGAAAUCCUUAAUUUGAAGCAGAUAUCCGGUUAUUUCUCACAAAAUGCGAGUCUAAUAAGACGUCCGCAACAUCGCGUGCACGGCUACUGUAAACAUUCGUCCGUAGGCCGAUCCAAAGCAUUUUUUAAAAUUAAAGGGAAAGUAAAAUCGCGUUUUUCUUCUAAAGUUGUCACAUCUGUAAUUUUUUUGAGUACACCAUUCGAUUCGCAAAGAAAAACUAUAUGAGAUACUGCUUUCACCUGAAACCACGUUUUUAACUGCCCCUAUGCCUUUAAAAAAGAAACUAAGAUUUCCUUAUUAUACCUAUACCGAGUAGAGUUCAACAUUUCUCAUUUUCUGAAGUGAGAAAAUUAAAUUCCACCUUUAUCUCGUAACUUUUCAGUACGCAAUCAACGUCUUGUCGUCGGCUCAGCUUUCUGAAUGUCGGAUUUCGCAUCCGAUUCUCAUCAUUUUGGGAAAAUGGCUCAUUAAUAACGUUUGUCUUUUCUUUUUAAUCAGAGCUCGAUACCGAACUCUAAAUCUAAAAAUUUUAAUUAAGUCGGAAACUUAUCAGUUUAAUAGAAAGUUUUAACAAAGAUGUUUAGAUAAAAACUUAAAGAAGUAUACUUUUUUACACCUUUUUCUCAAUGGGAAAAGGACGAAACAACCACUUAUAUUUAUGCUUUUUCAAAAGCUUGAAUGUUUCAUGAGCUGUAAAUAAAAAAAGUGUUUUUGGACAUCCCAACGAACCAUCUAUUAUUGAAGCCGCCGGAACACGCGGCAAAUCGUCUGGCGCGAAGAGUCCUCUCUAGUUUGUACUGGGGUCCAGCGGCCGACGGAUCCACUCUGUGGCUCGACGCCGACACCCACUCGAUAUGUGCUGAGACCGUCGUCAAGGUCCUUUCAAACUCUUUUCCCCAAAAUCUGCUGUCUUUUAGGCGCAUUCUGUGCAUUGCAGUCGUUCCAACGGGAUGAUAGCCAAAUCAGUGCGGCAAAUCACGAAACUGGCAAGCAAGGUUGGAGACGCCGAAACUCACUUCCAGCAGUUUUGCUGGGACAUUCUCGUCAAACUUAAGCUCUCUCACAGUGUUUGUUGUCGUUGAUCUCACUUAUAACUCUUUUUUUGAAGAUAAAUGCGAGUUUUUCUGUUCAAAACGACCUGACAGCUCAUUACGUGCAGAUCGUCCAAAGUUACGAGGAAAGGUGAAUAAUCUUUUCACGUCAUUCUACUUAUUAUUUCUUCCUGUUUUUGGUUCUCACUUCUUUCCAUACUCUUUGACCGCUUUCAGCUCUUUUAUUCUUCUGAAGCCUGUAUGGAAUCUCUCUUUUCAUCUAUUCCGAUUUCCAAUAUUCUACGCUUUUUCCAGCGUCGAAACUUACCUGGAUAAAGCGAUCCCACUACUGUCAGACCUGGUGCAGUCGGGGAGCGCGGUCGCCUGUAUCGUGCUCAUUUCGCGGUUCAUCGCCAGACAUUACACGAAAGUCGACGUCUUCUUCGGCGAAAAGACUUGGCUGGACGUCUUCGAACGGAUUCUGCACGUCGACCAACUCUCGUAUGCCUUGCAAUGGCUCAGCGGGCCUUCUUCAACCCCGACGCCCAUUGUUCGUCUCAUCUCCUCCGGCAUCUCAGUUAUAUUGUCCCAGUUCGAGUAUUUCUAAUUAGGUGAAAUUCAGUACUACAGCAGCCGUCUGGAUAGUACGCGCGAUUUUAUUCGAUCUUGGGUUCAGUUGCUUUGUUCGAAGAGAAACGAUUGGAAUGAAGAUCAGGUUGGUGUGCUUUUCUUACAGUUUAUCCCAAGCAGAACUUUGCUUUUUAUGGAUCUCUUUAUUGAUUUUUCAAAUUUCACAGGUAACCUAUCAAAUACUGGGAACAGUUGUACGGAUAGCAUUUAUAAAUGAUCCUAAGCAUCUUUUCGGAAUACCAGAGUUGCUGCAGGAAGUUUACAUGGUAGCGUCUGGAACCGUCUUUGAAAUACUUUUUCUCAUUUUCAGCAGAAACUGGAGACCGCAAGAGACACGAACAGAGGACUUCUCUCGGUGUUCUCAGGCGACCGACCCCCGCCUCCUCUAGUGCCCACUUCAAUGUUUGGAGUCGCGCCUUUUGCCACUUACCUCAUGCUGUUGGUCGAGCAGAAGGCUUUUAGAUCGUUCUACAAUCAUUUUUUCGACGCUCUUGGCAAAAAAGAGAAGCUGACGCUCGAGGCUGCAGUCAAGGUCACCGCCGCAACCAAAAGAAAUUCGAGAGUCUCCAGUUUUCAGAAGGCGGCUAAUAAGUCUUCGCAGGCCCUCCCACUGCUGCGCCUUUCUGUGUUUCGCUGGGCCGAGUUUGUCGGCUUCUGCAAGGACUCGGCUGUGCUUCCCUUGGUUCUGCAGCAACUCUCGAUCGAAGUAUUCUCGCUGAGAACAGCCAACGGGUGAGAGGCUGCCUCAUCGCUCCCCUCAUAUCGCGUUUCUCCAGGAAACCGACUCUUUUCUCCCGGCGCCUCCUCGACGACCCACAAGCGACUCCUCUCAUGGAAUCUCUGAAGUCGAGUUUGGAGUCUGCGACCGUUGAAACUAAAGGGUUUCUCAUAACUGCUCUUUUUAAACACACAAAUCCUUAAGGCUUGCUCGAGCCGUUUCUGGGUGGAUUUUUUCGAAGCAUGACGUCAUGCGCACUGGAUUCGACUUUUCCGUUUUUGACCUUGACUAUCUCCUACAACUUAUCAUAUCUGGGGAUCUGGUCCGAUUGGAGUUUUGCUUUUUUAAACUGUCAUAUCGUUUUUGCAGAAUAUCUGGAUGGAUUUUCUCAAUAUGGCCGAUUUCAAUUCGGAAGAGUUCAACGAACAAAAAGUAAACCUUUUAAAAUUUCAGUGUUGAUGCAACUCCAGUUUUCGAUGAAUAACUCUGAUUUUUACAGUUAUAUGCCUCUACCUGUCAUUUGAACCCGAAGAUUGCCAGCACAAACCACUUGCGACUGAACAUGAGCUCCCCGAGGUUCUCUUCAGAUCUUGGAACUCUUUUACUGAACACUACUGACAGGAUGAUCUCGACUGCCAGAGGUUUUCCGACGCUUCCCAAGCACCCAGGACUUCCUCAGGCGCCUUCUGUGGAAGUUUCACUUCUCAUGCAGCACCACGCCGUCUCAAAGCUGGCCGAACCUUUCCUGAAGUCUCUCAACUCCUUAGCCAAGUUUUGCCUCCACAUUUCAAGAGAGUCAAUGCGGAUUUCCAGUCAGUACGUUGCCGGAAAUGAUAAGAUUUCGUCCGACGACUCUUCCUAUCACGAACUUGUGUCCGUUCUGUACACGCCAGUACAGCAGACGAUUCCCGUGGAGAUCCGCUGUGGAAUGUCUUGUCGACAGCCUCGGAACACAACAGUUCAGGUUGAAAACCGGCUCUCACUAGUUUAAUCGACUUUUACUUUCUCAGGUCCAGCCUCAUGUCUUCAGUCAAACGGUCGACGCGCAAAUGACCUCGAAUCGCGAAAAAAGAGCCGUCGUCUGGAACGAGUUGACCUCUGGAGUCACCGACAAAGCUGCCGUCGCCACCGCUUCGCUAGAGCAUUUAGCAAGGUUUUUCUCUCCUGUGGAGAAAUCCUUCUUUUCAAUCUCUUUUUACGGGAAGUGCGAUCUGCGAUUUGCGAGCAGACGGUUUCGGGAGUUAUCCCAAACGUCAUUCUUAAAAUUUCCUCACUUUUCUGAAUAGUUAAACACUUCAUUUUUCUCCUAUCUUAUCACUACAAAGUGUUUCUCGAAAUGAAGAAAUCAAAUACCAUAAUUCAGUUUGAUCGCGCGACUCGCGGCUAGCUGUCCUUCACAACAGAGGAAUUCGGCACAGCUAACAGGCAGGAAUCUGCUUUAUCUGAUGACGUCAUCUGUGGGCGACAAUGAACUUCUGUUUCCCGUCGCCUCGGAGUCGUAUCAGCAGUCGUUGUUCGCUCUCGCUGAGGUUCCAGUUCUCUCGGCUUUCUAGAAAAUUCAAUUUUUUCAAGGAGUUUGUGAGGUUCCGGCCGGAAGAACAAUUGCCAGUGAUGAGGUUGGUCCUCGACGGUUUCGUACUGUCCGAUCCGCUCAUAGAAGUUUUUCAACGUCUCUGAAUCUGCCGAAAUAAAUGUUUCUCAGUCCUUCACCCCGGAAGUUCUCUCGCCAAACGAUCUGUGCUCGGUCUACACGACUUUAUCAGAAUCGGUACGCCUUCCAGAACGGAGCCAGCGAGCAUUGAAGUUACUCGGUGAGCUGGAGCACUUUGAACUGACAGAUCGACGUUUGCGGUUGCAGCUAGAUUGGGAAUGGAGCAGACGGCAGCCAACCUCCCAGCACAUCAAUUCUCCUCGCUGCUUCCUAUCGCAUUUGCCAACUUGGCUAGUCAGCCUGAUUCUGCGGCCCAACUCCACGUCCUGUGUCUGCAGGUUUUUCUUUUUCUUUUUAAGUUGAAAAAUUCGUUCCCAGCACGUUGUUUUUUUCGUCUUUCACCACUUUCCGAGCAACUUUCCUGCUGGUCUCCAAUUGGCUCUUGACGGUAAGUGUGAAAUUUCGACAUUAAAUAUUAUUUUGCUGAAAUUGUUUUUUUUUUCUAAUUUUGCUCAUUCAAUGAGGAAGAGUUGGGGGCGCGCCGUAGCGCAACAGGUUGUGUGCCUGCCUACGGUCCACAGGGUCACAAGUUCGAAGCCUCGACCCGGUUUAAGAAAUGUUGGUAGUGGGAAACCACGGCUUCAUAAUCCUCAGCCGUCACACACAAGGACGGAUAUGUAACUUGAGCCAGUCCACUGAUAUCAGGAUAGGACCUCGGCUAAUCGACUUGGGGCGCCAACGCCGCUGAAGCGGUAUAAAGGCGUAGGAAGAAGAAGAAGAAGAAGAAGAACGAGGAAGAGUUGGGACUUCAAAACUACUCAAAAGAAAAAUUUCUGACGACUAUAAAUUACGCCCCCAAACGCCAACUUUCCAGGUUGCAACACAAAUUCCACUCCGACUUCUCUACUUCGGACUUUUGUUGACAGACUGGGUGCCGCGAAUUUCACUCAGGUCAAACCCGAUUAUCAACUCGGAGCUGAGAAGGUUCUUGGACCCAACUCCUAAGGUUGAACUUUAUGACGAUUGAACAGGCGCUGCAAUGCGCGGGAAUUUUGACGGAGAAGCUAGUGGAAGCAAGGAAACGGCUGCCGGCGAUGUACAGGUUCGUCGUCUCGCAACUGCUUGAGAAGAAGAGAACGAUUUUGAAGCCUUUAUAACACGAUUAACCCGCAGAUUGAGUUGCAACUUUAGUGUUUGGCAGACUUUUAUUUAUUUUUUUAGAGUACUUAUAUUCUCGCGAAACUGCGUUUCUUUGAUUUUUUUUUUGUUCUUUUGCAAUUUCUAUCUAUUUUAAAUUGAGUAGUUGUUCAGCCGACAUUAAUAUGGAUAACUAGAACUCCAAAACUUCCAAAAUAUUGAUUUUUUUAGAAGAGAAAAUUUUUUUGAUUUCUAGAUCAAGAGUCAAAAACAGUAGUUUGAAGCAAACUUUUAAGCAACUUUCUUACCAGAAAACUGCGCGGAUUCUUUUUUGAGGAUCAAGUAUUAACUAUGGUCGUUUAUAUACAUGAAUUUCUUGGAGAAAAAAGUUCUUAAAAAGAAAAAUGAGCAGGUUGAAAUAAUUUUCAAAGCAUUUUCCCAAGUUAAAAUUUGUUAAAGUUCUUGUUUUUCAGUGUCUGGGCUCGAUACUUUGAUUCGCUGACACGUUUGGCCCAACUUUUUCUGUAUGUCCCAGUCCGGAACGAUUUUCGGCCGACUGCACCUAUUUACGAGCUGCAAUCGGGUUUGAUUUUUUUAAUAAAAAAAUUUUUUUAUGGCUCGGAUCAAAGAAAUAAUCACCGUUGAAAUAAUUUUUAUCGGAUAUUUUUUUUUUCCAUGAUGAUCUAAUAUUUAUGGCGGAAGAUGAUUCAGACCUGAGCAAUGUUUUCUCGCGAGUCGUCGCCCUUUUCUCGCCCGUCAUAGCUCCCUUCACGCCCUCUCAACCUCCUUUUUCGCCUUCUCACGAAGCUGACGCCGUUCUGGCCCUCGAGCGCUUCACGGAACUUCUCAACUCGUUACCUCACAACUCUGUGAUACCUCCUGGGAUGCAGGUCUCAAAGUUUCUAGUAAGAGGAAAUUGAAAAACUUUUUAGAAUCUCCAAUCGCUUGUUUGGCAGUAUUAUCAUGAAAAAAUUUCCAACUUGACUCAUGGUACAGCACAUUAUUAUGGUGUCAUUGUGAGUUAUACGGCUCGAACCAAAUAAAAAAUGAUUCCUUUUGAAGGAGCGCCAAUUUGCGAAUCUAAAUUGGAAUUGUCUGUGGCCGUCUCCUCGAGGACUCGAAGCCAUGGAGGAAUGUCUGUGGAAUCGUUCGGUUGAUUGUGCACCCUUUGUAGGCCAGAUGGUAGUGAGGGUACCCUGGAAAAACAUCAUUUCAACUCAGGUGCAUUUUGAUAGAAGGGAAGCUUUCUAAUGGGGUUUUUUUUAUCGGAUUUUGAUUUUGAUUGGAUUUUGAAUGAGGAUUUUUUUUUUGGCUCGGUCUAUCCAUUUUGAACCCUUCUGAGUUACCUAAACUUCAGGUGCCGGAGCUGCAGCGUCCUUCGUACUUGGCGACUCUUUUGUCGGUGCUUGUCCGCCUGAUUUCCAAGCAAUCCAACUACACGACUUUCCGUGCCACGCUCCUUGAGCUUUUCAAGUCUCUGUCUGCAAGAACCGACUGGUCGACGGUUUCCGCCGAACAGGCUGACAAUCUCGCUCGGAUCGUCUCUUCCUGUCUGCCGAGUGACGCUCUCUCCAAUCCCGUUGAUUUAGUAGCCGUCUUCCAAAUGUUUGUAAUUUUAAAUGUUUAUCCAGUCAAGAGUUUUUCGAUUUGUCUUCAGGGUUGAGCUCUAGAAAAAUGACUUUCAAACGGUAUUACGUGCUUUCUUCGUUUUAAAUCUUGCUAUAUAAUUUAGGAAGUUGGUUCAUGAUUAAAAACACAAAGAAAUAGGAAAAAAAGUUUAUAGAUGUUUUAUAAACCGAAAAAAACAUAAGGGAAAAAAAGUCGGAAAGGGAUCUGUCGGAAAGGUGGCCGUCGGAAAGUUCCCUAGCAAUAGGAAAAAAUCGUAAAAGUCGCCAUUUGAAUUUUAGCUGGUGUUUUUUUUAUACCACCAACAUAGAAUAAUCACGUAAACAACAGAGUCUUGUUGAGAAGAAAAGAAAGCGUAGAAGUUGGACUGACUGAAUGGCGAAAAGGCUAAAUGUGGAGAGAAAAUCUAGAAAAUUAAGCUGAACUUUUUUUUUAAAGACAUUGUUUCCAACUUUUGUUCAUGAUUUUUUGAUACGUUUUUUUUUGUUGCAGAAUCUGGCGUAAAGUAUGUGGUUUCACUCCGCGGGAAACGUAUUCUGCGGAGGUCCUGAUUAAGCAAGUGACUUGGCUGAGAACAGAAUGUUCUCUUCUGCUCAAAUGCGACGUCGCCGCCGCUCCAGCAGCCUAUAAUUCUCUUAUUUCCGACGUUAAUUCGGUUGCUUCUCAACAUUGUGAGUCCUUUUCUUCUAAGAAACCUUAUUUGUUGUCUUUCAGCGAACCUGCGAUCGUUCUGUGCUGUGACGCGAGAGUUGAAUGCUUUUUGGACAAAUAUUCCAGAUGAACGUUUCGGAGGUUCCAGAUAACUGUUUCAUCCUGAAACCCAUUGAUUUCAGAAGCGCUAGUGAAAGUUUGGACGGAAUACAUAUCCGCAAACGUCACGUCGCCUUUGGUUCUCACUUCUUUGAACACUUUGGUUGGCUCUUUGAGCCUCGAUCAGCUGACGACGGCUUUGAAGUUGCUCGAAAAGACGCUCCAUGUCUACUUCCACCGUCAGUUUUCCGCCACAACACUGAGUUUAUUCCGCUUCUCAGGACCUGAAGCUUCUUGGGCGGAGCUCGUUCAGUGGAUCAAUUUCCCGCUGGCGACGCUCAAAUCAGUUCAGUCAUACCUCAUCUGCGUCCCCACGUAAGGAUGAAACUAAUUAUAGUAUUGUAUACUUUACAAAGCUUGCUUGAACCAAUUGAAGCAACAGUAUCACCACAAUUGAAAAAACUUUUAGCACGCGUUGUUUUUCGUGGAGACGCAGUCAUGAAGCGUUUUCAUGCCCUAAACCAAUCUUGAACAGAUUUAAAAGCGUCUUAUCUCUGGAAUAAAACGCCAUGAUCUUGCGCUUUUCCCUUGCAGAAGGAAAAACUACAAGAUAACUAUAUUCGAAGAUUAAGAUUUUUUCGCAGCUGAAUCAUAGAAGAAAGUUUUUUUUUUCAUUCGUAGAAGUUCUUUUUUAGGCUCUUCCCAGCUGUUCAGUAUUUUCCCAGUACGUCCAUAUUUUAGAUCUGAAAACAAAGUGCACACAUUGAUGCUGACGCUUCGAGUUUUCCUCGAUUGCACGCCCCAAUCGGACGAAGUUUUUUUCGCUCUGCACAACUAUGUGAUCAGCUUGAAGCCUAAGUGAGUUUGGCCAUGUGAAGGAAGAUCGCAAGACGUUCAUAGGCACAUCUCGGACGAGCCGGCGUUUGUGGCAGUGCUGGCUCGCCUGCUCCAGUGGAGCGCCAGAAGGUUUCCUUCCCUUCCUGCGACGUUGCCUCUGAGAGAAGACCUGCUGCCGCCUCUGAUUCGAUGGCUCGGAAAAUCUUCCAAAGACGAUUCUAGCUUCUUUACCACGCUCAUCAGCAGCAAGAAAACUGCUCACUCCCCGAAGUAAACAAGUCGGUCAUUGCUCCUAUCCAUUUCUUGGUUUUAGACUGCGGAUUCUCAUGCAGAUCUUAGAGCUGUACCUAACGCAGCAAACUCUUGGCGAAGGAAAAAGACCGAGAUGUGACCCCAACGCACCCGUUUUGAAUUCGAGGAUUCAGACUCUUCGCGAUCUUUCCAACACUAAGGUUCUCGAAAGAAUGAUACGGAUAGUAUGUCUUCUUCGCUUUGAAACACUGGGAGGCUUUUCAGAGGCUUAAAAGUCGCAGAAAUGCGUUCAUAACUGAAAUAUUUCUAGAAAAAAAAAAACAAUAAAGAAAUAUAUUGACAAUUUAAGAAAGGCCUGAGAACGGCAAAAAAAAGAAGCUUUUGCAGGCCAAUCAGUCGAUGGCUCCGGCAUUCAACGCAGCGACUGUGUUUUUUGUCCAAAUCGACAUCCACAAUAUCUCAUCCGCUCAUCGAUUAUUAAUUUCCGCGGCUACAAAUACAUUUCAUGAUCGUUUUCUUAGAGAUUUAUGAUCGCCCAGAUUGGAACAUAUUUGCGUCUCUUCAAGUGAUAUAUAAAUAAGUGUGAAAACUUUCACGGUUAAAAAAUAGCUUUCUCUACGUUCGGAAACUAUUUUCGGGGUCGAAAAUCUCUCAAAAUUUUCUACACGAGCUUUCUCAUUGAUGUUUCACUAAGAAAUAUUUACUUGUUAGUCAUUUGAAUAUUCCAUCAUGUACUAAAAUACUGGAGCAUCCUACUUUGUCAUUUUAGUUCUCACAGAUUAUCGCUGCUUCCAUGUGUUUCAUAAGUGAUCCCUACUCAUUUCUUUUUUUGAACAGUUUAUUUGCAAAAAAGCUUUCCCGUUUGCAAGUCGAAGAUCAGUUGUUUUUGAUUCAGAAAUAUCAGAAACACAUUAAUUUUUUCUUGCAAUGUUCAAAAUUAAAUUCUUUAAGAAGCCAACGGGAUCAGCUUUUUUUUCUAUGCAGUAUCGCGCAGUGUUUUUUUUUUCGAUGAUAGGAGACGCUUUUAACAGAAAAAAGAGAGCUUUGACAACUAACGUAUAAGUUUUAUUGAAGAAGUUCAAACAGUGAGAGGCAAACUUUUCCAAAUCUGUAUUACGACUCACAUUGAAAAUCUGUAAAAAGUUUCUCCUCCUGAAAAAUAUGUAUUCAGUUAAUCCAUUUUUGCGGGCAGCAUUCAAGUUUUAACGAGUUAAUCAAGAUCGUGUAUUUUUUGAAGAUAAAUUUAUUGCCAGAUUUCGAAUUUUUUUUUAGCAAAAAAAUAUGGUAAAAAAAUCUGGCAUGUGAGAAAAGCGUUCCGUGUCCUGCGCCCCGAUUGCAUGUAGUGUUGUGGCGGGAAAUUUAAAUUCCCAUGCAAGUUUUUUUCUUUUAUUUUUCACCAUCAGUUCUUUUUUUAAAAAUUUAAAUAACGUGUUCAAAAAUAAAUAUAACUAAAUUUGGGAGAGUCAUGAAUAAUUUGCAUAUCGCGUAACUUAAAAAAAUUUCAAGAAUUUCUGUUUCAAGUUGAUUAUUAUUGAAAGUUGUUUCUUUUGUAUUUGUCAUGUUUAAAAAGUGGUGUGUUUUUGAAUUGCUUCAAGCUAUUUUUUUUUUGGAGUUUACUUAUUCAUCGAAUGAUUAAUUUUUUGGUUGGUUUUCUCAAAAAUAAUAAUUCAUCAACGUAUUUUAUCCGAUCUUAAACUUUCAAAUUCACUUCAGACAUGACGACGGCGAAUGGUUUCAAUAUACCUGUUCUCGAUAUUCAAACGAUCGUCAAUCACCUAGCGUUUUUAGAAGUUGAUGUUUGUGCAGAUGACAUCAAAAAUCCACGGGUAUUCAACAUCGAAAAAGUAUUAUUUUGAAAAAGAUUUUCGAACUUUCAGCCACAAAAAGUCCAAAUAAUAUUUCGAGCUUUCUGUAUCAAAGUAUUUGAAAUUGAAGAAUCUAAACUGACACAUUUGCCUUUAACGCUCGAAUUGCCGUCGGGAUUCGACCCAGAGCUUCAUGCGCGAAGUUCUCCACUAGCUAUUUUGUAUGCGAUUUUGUAAGUUCUUUUGUUUCUGGUUUUUUAGCUCUAUCUUUUUUUUAGAAGUUGUUUAAUGGAUUUUUCCGGAGGUAAACUUUCAAUUACGAUGUGCGACCUCAUCAAUCCUGAACCGAGGCAAAUCAGGCAGUUGAUGUCGUUACUUGCAGAUUUUUCUAUAUUCUUGGGGGUGAGUUUCAUGAAGUCAUCUAUACAAGUGCCUGGAAAAUAUUUUUAGACAGCGAAUGAAGUUUUUCGUACUACCAGCUCCGAGUUCGAAAAUCAGCGAGUGGAACUGGAAAACAAGACCGAAAAAGUCUUUACUGAAUAUGAAAAUAAGUUAACUUUUAUUUGAGAUUCAACAAUUAGAACAACGGAAACAAGAAAUGCUAUUUGAGCGAGAAGCUACGAAACGUCGCGAACAUGAGGUUAGCUUCAUUUCAUUUUUCGGUUUUUUUUUCUUCUUGAAAUGUUCGUGAUUGUUUUCCUUAAAUUUUAGUGAUUGUCCUAGACUUUCAAUAGCGGAAAAAAGGGGGUGUUUUUGAAUUUUUUAUCAGAAAGUUCCUGAAUUUUAUCGUUUGCUGCUCAAAAAAAGUAGUUUCCAGAUCACUCUGUUAAAUAAAAGUUGUCAGUAUCUCAUUAUCGAAAAUACUUUUUUUUUUUCAUUCAAUAAUUUUGCUGUUUUUCACUUUUAUAAAAUUUUUUUGAUUAUUGUUAGGUUAAUAAGUUCUAGUUAUUAUUUCUUUUUUUGAUUCCACACAUCAUUAUUUUUUUCGAUUUUUCUAGCUGCUUAGCAAGCGUGAUGAAAAAAAUCAAAGUAUCUAAACGCUCUUGUGGACGAAUAUCACAGCCUCCGAGAGAAAAAAAUGAACUUGUCAAAGACACCGAACGGAUUAUCGAAAAAAAUUGUAAGUUUUCAUAAAUAUUUUUCAAACUAAUUUUUUUAUUUCUUCAGCAACAACAAAAAGACGAAGCUAUAGUUUUUGAAAGCGCAAUCGGAGCGACUAUCCAGUGUGAGUUUUUCAAAUUUAUUUUCUUACAGAAUCAAAUAAUGUUCAAAAUGUCUUUUUUGCUUGGCUUCUUGAUCUUUCUUUGGAGAUAAUGAUAGAAGAGUCGUCAUUUGAAGAAGAGGGUGAUAAAUAAUGUUUUCUAAACUGUUACUAAACAAAAGGCAUGCAAGUUUUAUGGUUUCUUCUCCAUAUUAAAAAAGAAAUUAGUUUCCAGAGACUAUUGGUAGUUUGAAAUAAUUUUUUAAUUACAGGAAAUUGUCAGCUCACCUGAACGAGUUACAAGAGAAAUGCGCGAAAACAAGUUGAAAAUAAAGGAGACUUCUGAGAAUCGAAACACUGCAAGGUGCGUGACUUAAAAGAUUUUCGAAACGUUUUCUCUCAGAAAUGAACUGGAGCAUCUACGGCAGUGUGGCGACCGGUUCAAAGUCUUUGAAAAUGCAAUGGAACUCAUGGAAAAGGAUAUCAAAGUUGUCUGCGGGGAGAAAGUUUGUAUUUGAGAUUGUUUUUAUUCGUCAAUUACGUUUCGCUGACAAGAAAGAAUUUUCCUACUAGCUAUAGCCAAUUCACAACUCGAUUAAGCCAUUAGAAAAAGGUCCUAGCACGAUAAGAAAAAGAAAUAUUAUUUGGUUGGUAGAGAGCGCAGGCGUCUCUAUGCCUCUUCGCGCCUCUUACCAGUCGCAAAUUGCUCAUAAAUUUAGAAGUAAUUGUUGUAUUUUCAGCGGAGAUAGGGAAGAAAUUUUAGUUGUGAUUCAGUAUAACAAUUUGUGUGAGAGUCUCACAAUUUGAUGUAGGUUGCGCCUUCCCAGUAUCUCUUUUGAAUGUUUAUUUCGCUCACAGACAGAUCUGUGGCGUGGAGGAAGAAAACCAUGAAAGUUAUAUUUGCCUCCACUUCGAUAAAGUUCCACUAUAAUCUAGGAAUAUUUUAGGUCGAAAUCGAAGAGAAUCAAAAAGAAAAGUAAUCUAUAAACGAGUUAAAUCAUUUUGUGAUAUUUGCAGGUUUCUUUUGGGAGAAGCCGUUUGGUGAAUUUUAUUUGAACCGAUUCUAGCCUGUUUAUGUCAGAUUGGGUCAUGGAGAGAAUAGCUCCGAUCCAUACUCCAAAAUUGGUAGAAUUUUGGCUUUAUAACAGUUUAUAAAGUUUUCAACGGAAAAGAUUAUUGAUUAUACGAAUGCUUUUUUUUGACUAUUAUGGCGAUAUGAUGAUGCAUUUUCAGAUCGGAACUGAAAUUAACUCCUAAAUCUCUAAUCACCUCUCGAAGGAUUCCUCUCCUAUUCUAUAUUCGUUCCAAACUCCCCUUCUUUUACCAUACCGCACAUAGACGCUUUUAGAGCUAGAAAUAGAGAGUUGCCUUUCUAAAAGCCAGUAUCUUAUUGAGUUAAUAUCUGAUUGCAGCUUGAGGUUAUAAUUAUCAGUUUCUGAGCUUAUGAAUAAUUUUACGUCAUCUGCAUAAAUGAGCAUUUUGCUAUGUUUUACGACACUAGUUAUAUCAUUUAUGUAUAUCAAGAAAAAUAACGGUCCUAAGCAGCUUGAUAUUUAUUCCUAGGGUUUUCAAAUUCCGUUCCCUUUCUCAACUGAAAAAAAGCCGUUUAGAGCUUGAACAAAGUUUUCCUCGAAUAUGAAAGUGUGAAACUAAUGUUUUAAUGUCACUACAUCAUUAUCGUUCAUUUGUACGUAUCUCAGUAAAUCGAAAACAUUGUUUUAAAAAUUAUGAUGAAAUUUCGCCAUUUUUGACUCGCUCAUAAUAUACUAAUUUGAUUCAAAACUUUCAGGAGGAACUGAAGUCGUUAAGGGAAGAACGUGAAGUGUUCGAACAUGAACACAGUGAAACUCUGCGACAGUUGGAUCAGUUGAAACUAACGAAUAAGGUGAGAAUUCCCUUUUUUGUCGUUGAAUGAGCUCGAUGAAACAGAAAAAAUGAACUUUACAGGCGAGUGAGGCAACCGCCGAAGAUGCUCGGGAGGCCCACAAAGCAGCUUUCGCCAGUCACGAACAACGCAAAGAAGAUCUGCAGCAUAGAGCUCAUGAUCUCAAGAAGUUUGCUUCCUUUUUUUUUACGCAACUUUCAUUUUUUUUUUCUCAGUGAGAUACAGUCGAUGAAUUCGAAACAGCCGGCAAUAUCUUCUGAAACUGAGAAAAAGGUGAUUUUUCUUGUUUUUAUUAUGCUAAUUCUGGUUUCUUUUUAGAGACGGGAACUUCACGCCAUGAAAAAUGAAAAAAGCAGAGUUACUCGGGCUGUUCACGAAGAAAUCAGCGAAUACGUGAAUAAAUCAGAAAUCUUCGCUCAGAAGGUUUUUUAUUAUUGUUUUUUUCAGCAUUUUCAUCAAUUCAGGAUCUUGUAGCACGAAAAGUAUGAAAUGUCUUUGAAGAUCAAAGACUAUGGAUUUCUGUUUUUUUGCGUAUAAGAUUCUCAGAAUAUUAGGUCUUAAAAGCGAAACCGAAGGAAUAAUAUAAAAAAAUGAAUUUAAAAAUAGUCAGGGUUUUUUUAUUUAAUUUCCGACCCUGCUUCAAUUCUUACUUAAAAUAGUAAUUUUUUGAAAAGCGCUUUUUUCUCAAUGCCCUUCGACGCUUAUCUCAUGAUUUAUUUCGAUUGCUGUCAUCUGGGUUUGUCUUCCCUAAAGUUCUGACUCACACUUAAAAAUAGAAUUCGAUAUUCAAAUAAAAAUGAUUGUUCUCGUUAAAAACGGCUGAAUUUCAGUACGAGAAAAAGAAAAUCGAGUACGCGGAAAUGGUCAAGACGUUCGAAGAUGCGGUCAUGUCUUUGAAAUACGCUCUGUGCCGACCAAUCGAGGAAUCAAGCAUUCGAGAUAUUUCGUGCACUUUUGAUAAUGUAUAG